AUGCAUGGCUACCGCGUACCGCGUGAAUGAAACCCUCUGUGCAGUCUGCAUCACCACCAGCACGGCUAUAUAUACAGGCGGCAUAGACCACAAGCUAGUCACAACACACGCACUCCAUGCACCGCAUCUAGUUCUAGCUCCCACAUGUCCACGUACACACAUAUACGCCAGUACCUGAUAUACACAAGACAGCGCCAAAACUCCAGAUUAGUAAUCAAACCCGAUGGCCGAGGCCCAUCCGCGGCGGGUGCUCUCGACAUCCUCGUCGGCGCUAGAGCUGCACAAGGCAAUGUUGUCGGCGAUGUCGUCGCUAGUCACGGACCGCGUCGCCCGGUUGCGGCGCGCGCUCCGGACGCCGCUCCGGCUCGGCUCGCUGCUGCUCCACGCGGCCUACUUCCUCGCCGUCUCCUUCCUCGGCUACCUCAUUCUCAGGACGCUCAGCUUCCGCGUCUCCAGGCGCCCCCGCGGCAUCGACGUCUUCUUCACGGCCGUCUCCGCCGCCACCGUGUCCAGCAUGUCGACGGUCGAGAUGGAGGCCUUCUCCAACUCCCAGCUGAUCGUUAUCACCUUCCUCAUGUUCCUCGGCGGGGAAGUCUUCGUCUCCCUCGCCGGCCUCGCCUCCCAAUGGCAUAGCCUGCGCAAGGACGCCACGCACAAGUCCCAGCGCGUCGAGAGCCACGCCGAGCUCGAGAUGCCGAUAUCGGCAACCACCGUCGACCUCGAGGACGACAACAACGACAACAGAAACACGAGCAGCCCGACCAUGGACGCGAAGAAGCGGCGGCUGGGCGCGGUGCGCGCGCUGUUCUGGGUCGUGCUGUCGGUCCUGCUCUCGGCGCACGUCCUGGGCGCGGUCACCGUGGCGGCAUACGUCGCCCGCGGCGCCGCGGCGACCCGGCGCACGCUGCGUGAGAAGGCCCUGAACGUGUGGACCUUCGCGGCGUUCGCGACGGCGUCCACCUUCUCCAGCUGCGGCUACCUCCCCACAAACGAGAACAUGAUCCCCUUCAAGCGCGACGUCGGCCUGCAACUCCUUCUCAUCCCACAAGCCCUGUUGGGCAACACGCUGUUCCCGCCGCUGCUGUGGGCGUGCGUGCGCGCCCUGGCCGCGGCGCUCAUGCCGAUGCCGAUGCUGGCGGACAUGGCCAGGCAUGGAAGCAGGGAGCUCACCGGGUACUGCCACCUGCUCCCGGCCAAGCGGUGCGCCAUGCUGGCGGCCACGGUGGCGGCGCUCGUGGCCGUCCAGGUGGCGCUGGUGUGCGGCAUGGAGUGGGGAGGAGCUUUGGCCGGGAUGGGCCCCUGGGAGAAGAUGGUGAACGCGGCGUUCCUGGCCGUGAACUCCCGGCACACGGGCGAGUCCACCAUAGAUCUCUCCACCCUCGCGCCGGCCGUCCUCGUCCUCUUCGUCCUCAUGAUGUAUCUACCUCCGUACACGACAUGGUUUCCAUUUGAAGAGACCUCCAGCACAAAGGAUCAUCAUCCCAAGCAGAGCCAGCUGGGGAUCAAAUUGAUCAAGAGCACGGUUCUGUCACAACUCUCCUACCUGACCAUCUUUGUCAUUGCUAUCUGCAUCACUGAGGCGAGGAAGCUCAAAGAAGACCCCCUCAAUUUCAACGUGCUCAGCAUUGUCGUGGAAGUCGUCAGGCAAGUCCCUUUCUGUCACAUUUUUUGCAGUGCUUAUGGAAAUGUGGGAUUCUCCAUGGGCUACAGUUGCAGUAGACAGAUCAACCCAGAUCAGCUGUGCACUGACAGGUGGACUGGCCUGGCUGGACGGUGUAGCGAUUCUGGAAAACUCAUCCUCAUUCUUGUGAUGUUCUUCGGGAGGCUGAAGAAGUUCAGCAUGAAAGGAGGGAAAGCUUGGAAGCUUAGUUAGAUGCAGCCACCUAGUGACGAUUGCAGGCAACGGUGUUUAUGGAGUUUGGUGAACAAUCCAUUGAAUCUCCAACACAAGAUAAUAGUUUUCUCUUCUUUUCUCUCUCACUUCCCUGGGAACCUUCUAAUUGUCAUCUUUGUACUGACUAA
Messenger RNA from Brachypodium distachyon (stiff brome), 2022 nucleotides. Its product is annotated as probable cation transporter HKT7. The record is from RefSeq and is a predicted model, not a curated record. Bases 224 to 1873 code for a protein of 549 amino acids. Gene Ontology annotation, molecular function: monoatomic cation transmembrane transporter activity. The transcript is spliced from 3 exons. NCBI's taxonomy places the organism in Eukaryota, Viridiplantae, Streptophyta, Magnoliopsida, Poales, Poaceae. Gene Ontology annotation, cellular component: plasma membrane. Gene Ontology annotation, biological process: monoatomic cation transport; transmembrane transport.